Messenger RNA from Hordeum vulgare subsp. vulgare (domesticated barley), 1945 nucleotides. RefSeq names its product protein CYTOKININ-RESPONSIVE GATA TRANSCRIPTION FACTOR 1-like. The record is from RefSeq and is a predicted model, not a curated record. The transcript is spliced from 3 exons. Lineage: Eukaryota; Viridiplantae; Streptophyta; Magnoliopsida; Poales; Poaceae. Bases 532 to 1557 code for a protein of 341 amino acids. Gene Ontology annotation, molecular function: zinc ion binding; sequence-specific DNA binding. Gene Ontology annotation, biological process: regulation of DNA-templated transcription.
ACAGUAUGUUUGCUUGAAAUGAGAAACACUUUUAACAUAGGAGUGGGCCGCGGGGGGCACAUGCUGCAGUUGCAUGGGAUCUUGGUUGAGCUUGGGAACGAAUGUUUGCAUGCAGAGUGUCUAAUAACGUGUUUGUUCGACUUUUGCUUCCUCAUCCCUAUAAUUUCCCGUGCUGUGUCCCAGUUCUCACUUUGUUUCUCACUCUAGUAAAGGGAUCACAGACUUCCUUCUAAGUCCCCCCUAGGUGCAAGCUAGAGAGAGAUAUAGAGAGAUGUUAGCUUGAUAGUAGCUCUUGGCUCCCAAUAGCUCCCCUUUACAAAAAAAAGGACGUGUCACUCUCCACUGUCCAUGAUCACUCUGGGCCCCCGUAAAUUGCCCCUCCAACUGCAGAUCUCUACACACCUCUCCACCCCUAACUAGCUGCGUCCCCCUUAUAUCCACCCUGAUCUCUUCCACCUCUGCUCACAGCACCUGCAGAUAGCUUGAGAGCUAGAUCUCUCGUUCUCGUUCUCGUUCCUCCUCUCCUCUCACAUGUCUACUAUCUACAUGAGCCAGCUAUCUACUCUCCCUCUAAUGGAUGGAGAUCAAGAUCAAGGGCACUUUCAAGCCUUUCAUCUACCCAAGGACCCUCCUAUCUUGUUCCCUUUCAUGAUCGACAACCCUGUGGAUCAUCAAGGGCAAGGCUGUGGAGACCAGCACUCGGGGCAGCAUCUUUUUGGUGAAUCUAGUCAGCAGUUCAAUGAUCGCAUGAUGAUGGGCGGAGGAUCUGCGGACGUCUUCGCCACAUGUUCCCCGUUCGGACCUACCAUCCAAAGCAUCGGCAGUGACAUGAUCCAGAGAUCCUCAUACAAUUCCUAUGAUUUCGAAGCCACACAUGCUAGCGAUGGAUCGACCAGUCAGUGGGCAUCUGCCAAACCGCCAGUGAAGAUGAGGAUCAUGAGAAAGGCGCCAACGAAUGAUCCCCAAGGAGGGAUGGUGAGAAAGCCAAGGAGAAGGGCACAAGCACACCAAGCUGAUGAGAGCCAGCAGCUGCAGCAUGCCAUGGGUGUUAUCAGAGUGUGCUCAGACUGCAACACCACCAAGACCCCCUUGUGGAGGAGUGGUCCUUGUGGCCCCAAGUCUCUUUGCAACGCAUGUGGCAUACGCCAAAGGAAGGUUCGCCGUGCGAUGGCUGCAGCGGCGGCCACCGGAGCCAACGGUGGGGUGGCAUCUGCUUCCAGUGGCGGGGUGGCGUCCGGGGGCGUGCAAACAAGCGAAGCAUCACAAGCGGUGAAGGCCACAAAGAAGGAGAAGAGGGCUGCGGACCUCGACCGGUCGCUGCCCUUCAAGAAGAGGUGCAAGAUGGUUGAUCAUCCUACCGUUACCUCCACCAAGGUCGUGGCUGUCGACGCCACUCCGAAGCAUCAAGAUCACGUUGUGUCCGAGGACGUCGCCACGGUGGAGAGACUGAGCAAAGCCGAUCCGCCGGCAGCGUUCACUCACGUUUUCGUGCGAGACGAGAUCACCGACGCUGCCAUGCUGCUCAUGACCCUAUCCUGCGGUCUUGUUCGCAGCUAGUAUUAGCUAGCUAGCUAGCUAGUAGACACUAGACACCGAUGAAUGCAACUUGAUUUGCAUAUCACGAGUAUAUUAGUCUUGUUAUAUUUUCUGUAUCUUGUGAUCUUAUUGUUUUCUGUUAUUGAGGAGAUCGGUCGAUCAGGGCGUACGGAUAGAGAGAAGAGGGAGGAAGAGGGAGAGGAAGAGAGGAGGGUGAUCACAUGUCUAGGGUAAUAAGCGAACAAGCUCGAUAGUAGUAGUAUGUAGUAACCCGGAUUUGCCAUGAGGGUGAGUUUUUUGUUUUACAGUUUUCUUUCCUUUCUUUGCUCUGCUGCCGUUAUUUAAGCCAGUAUAAAUUGUGUUCCUUCUUUUGUAGUACCAUAUUAUGUAAUAAAACAUAUUUCCGUAA